Schistosoma turkestanicum is the source of this 492-nucleotide messenger RNA. The record is from the annotation of a GenBank genome assembly. NCBI's taxonomy places the organism in Eukaryota, Metazoa, Platyhelminthes, Trematoda, Strigeidida, Schistosomatidae.
AUGCCCAAAUGUGAAAAACAAGCCAAGACAUAUGGUUUUGCUGAUAGUAUUAUGUUAGCACGUGAUAUUCACAGUGAUUUAGUGAAAGCAUUCCAUCCACAUCGAAGGUUAUCGGAAUAUGCUGGUUGGACUGGUAUGAAACUAAUGAAUACUGUCAAUGAUACUCAAAAUUCGUCCAUAUCAGUUCAUUCACGAAUUCUGUGGUUACGGCAGGGCUACAUUUGUCCAAUUUAUUCUGUCAUAGCUAAUAAACUAAACUCCAAUGGUCAAGCAUUGUCAAUAACACCAAAACUUCAGCAGUGGGAUUAUCUCAUCAUGAUUGGUCGUCAAUGGACAUAUGGAAGCUCUGUUGAAUUAUCAGUUUUAUGGUAUCCUCCAGUAACAGUUGGAAGUUAUAACAAUUAUCCUGCAAAAAGUCUAAUUGUAUACAAUUGUUCAAAGUCUCCCAGUGCAUAUGUCAGUUUGGUAUAUAUUUAUAUUGUAAAUCAAUAA